AUGUCAACAUCCGAGGCUGCUGCUACUAAUGGUACUGCAGCAGCGACUCCACCUGAGAUCGACAACAACCAUCUAAAGAGGAAGUCAUCUGAUAUAGGCUGGGAGUGGGGGUGUCUCUGUGAUCCCAAUGACAAGAACAGAGUCAAGUGUCUUCUUUGUGGACAAGGGAGCACAGCUGGAAUUUAUCGCCUUAAGCAGCAUCUUGCUCAUGUUGGCACAUCUAUUGUGAAGUGCCCAAAAGUAACUGAGGAAGUUAAGCAGAAGUGCAAGAGAAAUCUUGAUGAGACAGCGAAGAAGAAGAAAGAUAAGCAGCAACAUGACAAAGAGGUUAGGGAGAAUGUGCAACUUGCAACAUGUGAAGAGGAAGUGACAGAAGUUGAGUCACUUGCUGGAAGCUCAAGUACCCCUCGCAAGCUAGGACCCAUGGACAAAUUUACUCGUCCCAUUGAUCCCAAGUUAAGCAAUGCUGAAGCUAAGAGGCAACAAAAUAUAAAUGAUGCACUUUGGAAAGAGAGAACACACCAAGUGCAGCAAUAUGUUGCUAGAUGGGUGUAUACACAUGCUAUUCCAUUCCAUGCUAUUGAUAAUGAUGAGUUCAAGGAAAUGGUUGAAGCUAUUGGUCAAUUUGGUCCCGGUUUCCAACCUCCAGCUCAGCAUGAUCUUCGGGGUAGAUUGUUGGAAGAGGAGCAUGCAAGAACCAAGAGCUUGCUACAAGACCGGGAAGAUGAGAAGAUUAAGCAUGGCUGCUCCAUCAUGACUGAUGCUUGGACAGAUAUGAAGAGAAGAAGUAUUAUGAAUCUGUGCACAAAUACUAGUGAGGGAACUACUUUUAUCAAGUCAAUGGAGAUGUCAGAUGUGUCACACACUAGUGAAGUUAUAUAUGAGAUGGUUGACAAGGCAAUUGAGGAUGUAGGUGCUGAAAAUGUGGUGCAAAUUGUGACCGAUAAUGCUUCUAACAAUAUGGGAGCAAAGGCAUUGCUACAUCUUAAAAGGCCAAACAUAUUUUGGACUUCUUGUGCAACUCAUACCAUCAAUCUGAUGUUGCAAGGCAUUGGCAACCUUCCAAAAUUCAAGAAGACAAUUGAUCUAGCAAAAUCAUUCACUAUCUUUGUCUAUGGUCACCACCGAACCUUGGCAUGUUUGAGGUCCUCCACCUUGAAGAGAGAAAUCAUAAGACCAGGGGUAACCAGAUUUGCUACAGCCUAUCUUACACUGCAAAGUAUGAUGGAAAAGAAGGAUUGUCUAAAAAAGAUGGUGGUUGAUUCCAAGUGGUAUGACUUACCUGAUGUGAAGUCCAAAAAGGGCAAGGAUGCUACAGCCACGGUGUUGAACCCUCGUUUUUGGAGAGAGAACUUCUCAAGGCAAAGAGGGAGAUCAAGGAGGCAUUUGGAAAUGUGGAAAAUAAAUACAGAGAAGUGA
Molecule: messenger RNA, 1419 nt
Organism: Zea mays
Lineage: Eukaryota; Viridiplantae; Streptophyta; Magnoliopsida; Poales; Poaceae
Exons: 3
Coding region: 1-1419 (472 amino acids)
Source: RefSeq, a predicted model, not a curated record